GCCAUGGAUACUUAUGCCAGGCAAAAAGACAAACGCCAUCCCCAUCUCACCAUCUCAAAAUCCCAUAACAUACAUACAAACGCCUCUCCAGAAGAAACAAGUGGAUAAAAAGAAAGAUAAUAGAAGGGAAAAAAAAGCCCCCCCAAAACCCAAUCCCUGUCCACCUCCAUUCUCUACCUCUCCUCUCUCUCUCCACUCCCACCAACAGAAAACACAACCCACUUUAAACCCACCAAGCAGAGCCCAGAACACCACUCCCCAUGCCACGGUACACUUCAAAGCACCACAACACAGCACAAACGAACAAGGGCCCAAGCCCGACCCGACCGGAGCUCCGAAUGGGCGGAAAACGGCUUUUUCGUUCCUGGUCGCUUUCCUCCCGGAUUGUAGCCCAAUGAUAGUGCAAUUCUGGUGUGUGUGGAGUGGUUGUGGCUAAGUCAGUAAGACACAAGUGAUUGUUUGUUAGUUACAGAAAAAAAACAGUCGUGUUUUCUUGUCUCCACCCCACACUAAAUCAUCCAAUUCAGUGCUAGCCUACUAGUUUACUAGUAUCUACAGGAUGGAUGGAUGGGGUAUUGUGUUGCUGCCUACCUAGGUUGUAAUCUAUCUCGUUGUUGUUCGCCUCUCCGAUACACAAUUGUUGUGGUGGAUAGUGGAUAACGCCACCACUGCGACACACAGAGAAAGGGAGAGAGAGAGAGAACACUAGGUGAAGAAAUCAAUGUAUUGAAUAACCAACAUAUUGAACCAACGGAGUAGGUAAGGGGAAG
Aspergillus eucalypticola CBS 122712 is the source of this 770-nucleotide messenger RNA. RefSeq lists its product as uncharacterized. The record is from RefSeq and is a predicted model, not a curated record. Lineage: Eukaryota; Fungi; Ascomycota; Eurotiomycetes; Eurotiales; Aspergillaceae. The transcript has a single exon. The coding region runs from base 14 to 436 and encodes 140 amino acids.